This is a messenger RNA of Cylindrotheca closterium, 1926 nucleotides long. The record is from the annotation of a GenBank genome assembly. NCBI's taxonomy places the organism in Eukaryota, Bacillariophyta, Bacillariophyceae, Bacillariales, Bacillariaceae.
AUGGCGAUAGAUCUACCAGCCCCAGCAUUCCGAUGGCUGCUCGAGAACGCAGCCAGCAACGAAGAAUUGGCAAGUAUUUCCAAUGUUUGUAGAAGCUGGAGAGAAAAGAUAUCAGAUGAAAUAUGGAAGCAAGUUGAGAACUCAGCAGAAGAAGACAUUGGGAAACGUGAAAGUGCGCAACAUAUUCUACUUUUACCUUCUAUCCUUCGAUGUAUCAUCCGCGAUGACUUGGUAGACAAGGGAAGUUCGGAAACCUUUUGCCUAUCUUGGUUUCAUCCCUAUGGUAUUCAAACAAGACGGAUUCCACUGAAUCCAGCAUAUGAUACAGAAGACGAAGAUGACAAAAUGGAUUACCGAGGCCAUAGAAGAAUAGGUUCUCCGAAUCAUUUUGCCCCCAGUGGCCAGACAUCGUAUGUCGGAAGCGAGGAGGAAGGAAAACCAGGAGAUCGAAAAGGAAAUUCAAGGAUGAUUGCCUCUGUAGGAUCUCGGCAUAAUCGCAGGCCCAAGUGCGAAUAUGUGCACUGUAUGUAUCAGUGGGACUCGCACAAGGAAGCGACAGAAGUCCUACGGCCUUUUGGUUUCACAUCUUCUUUUGUCAAGCCGUUGAUCGAAAAAGCAUCGGACAAGUCAAGGAGUAGCAGUUCCAGAAAACGGAAGGAUAAAGAAAAGUCAAAGCAGAGCACACCCGCAGUCCGUGGAGCGACGAUUGCACGACCCGAAGGGUUUUGCCUGUGUUGGGAUGACAGCCAGGAGAAACUGGAAUCCCAGUUGCGUGAUGCCCAGAAUGGGGCAUCGGACAAGAAUCCAGCUGAGCUAAGACGACUAGUUCGAAGGAGGGCACGUCGUCGUCGGGAAGUGCAACGUGAAGUGUUGCCCAGGGUCGUUGACUGCACUCCGAGCGCUCUCGUUUACGAGCCCAGAUCCAUUCCAAGAGCAGUACAGUUUUUGAAUGUGGACUUUAGUCACGCAGUCAGGUUGUUUACCCCUCCAUUUUCAGGAGGCCCAAUACCAACACCAAUCACUUUCUUCUUAGUUGCCAUUGCAACUGAGGACGGGUGUUUUUUGUCUGGACUCGAGAAUCGUUUUGAAAUUGGACAUUUGUACCCACAAAAUGCAAAUGAAAGUCUUGUCGAGCGGAGCCCAAUAUGUAUAUGUACAGAGUUUGGCGUCGAAAAUAAAGUGCCGAAAGCCACGAAAAGUACUGACGAAGGAAGCCAAUUCAAGAAGGUUGAACCAUACAAUUCGGAUGACAGUAGUUUUGAUGUAAGCAUGGAUGGGAGUAAUUUUGAUCCUCCGUCAAAGUGUGCUUGUUCUUUUUCUGGGUUGGGUAAUGCAGUUGAGGACGAGGAAGACGAAGAUGUUGGACAGAUAUGCCGAGGAAGACGAGGUCCAGGUACCUGGCACUGCUACACCAUCGUAGUUGACGGUACAUCAAGUGUGAUUCGAAUAGAUGGUAUCCGAGAACCGCUAGAAUGCAGCAACGGCAUUCCUGCUAAAGCCGUUGCUUAUCUUGAUGGUCUCACGAUUGGAGCCGACCACACCUUUGAUAUGAGCUUAUGUUUCGGACAAGGCUCUGAUGGUGAAGGUGAAGGUGCUAUUGCAGAGCUUGCUGUUUUCAAAGGAAAGUUAAACGUGGCAGACAUCAUGGCAAUGGAAAAAGAUAUGAUGCACCGCCAUGGAAUCGACCUGCCGGAGCUCGAAAGCAAUGUAAUCCUUGCAGAGGAUGUUUUCUUUAAAAGAGCGCAUGCGAUGCUAUCUCACCCUCCCCAACACAAGAUUUUUGCUGAUGGUGCAAUGAGUGUUCCUUUGCGUUAUAUGACGAAACAUCGCAGUGUUGCCUGGAAGCAAGCAAAUCCUGUAACAGGCGACAAAAUUCUUGUAUCACGAAUCGGCACGAAAUCUACAGAAAGCUCAAGUGACUGGUAA